UUUAAUGGUUCAAUGAGUCUGUUUCAUAAUGAAAGAAUUUGCCUGAAAGGAUCUUGGAGUGUUUUGAGUAUGUCCUCUUGAAGAACUGACAUGGAGGAAAUACCCCAAUUUCUUCAGUCUAAAAUGUUUCGGAAUGGUUCAACUAACUCCUCAGAGAGCGAAAAUGAAGCUCAGUCAGCCUUUUCACAGACUGAGCACAAUAUAGUCGCAGCUUACUUAAUAACAGCAGGGGUGAUAAGCCUUCUCAGUAACAUAAUUGUGUUAGGCAUCUUUGUUAAGUACAAGGAACUUCGGACAGCAACAAAUGCUAUUAUUAUUAACCUGGCUUUUACCGACAUCGGUGUUAGUGGCAUUGGUUACCCUAUGUCUGCUGCUUCAGAUCUACAUGGAAGCUGGAAAUUUGGGUACACCGGAUGCCAGAUCUAUGCUGCCUUAAAUAUCUUCUUUGGAAUGGCAAGUAUCGGGUUGCUUACAGUUGUUGCAAUUGAUCGUUACCUGACAAUCUGCAGGCCUGAUAUAGGAAGAAGAAUGACUACCCGCAACUAUACUUCCCUGAUCCUAGCUGCCUGGAUAAAUGCUGUCUUUUGGGCCUUGAUGCCUAUUGUAGGGUGGGCUAGCUAUGCCUCAGAUCCAACAGGAGCCACCUGCACAAUAAACUGGCGGAAAAAUGAUGCGUCUUUUGUUUCUUAUACAAUGACCGUAAUUGCUGUUAAUUUUGUCGUGCCCUUAACAGUCAUGUUUUACUGUUACUACAAUGUUUCCCGCACAAUGAAGCAGUACACUACCAGUAACUGCCUGGAGAGCAUCAACAUAGACUGGUCUGAUCAAGUAGAUGUAACAAAGAUGUCUGUUGUGAUGAUUGUGAUGUUUUUGGUGGCUUGGUCUCCAUAUUCCAUUGUAUGCUUAUGGUCUUCCUUUGGAGACCCAAAGAAGAUUUCCCCUGCAAUGGCCAUCAUAGCACCUCUAUUUGCAAAAUCUUCCACUUUCUAUAACCCCUGUAUUUAUGUCAUUGCAAACAAAAAGUUCCGGAGAGCAAUCCUGGCAAUGGUUCGAUGUCAAACUCGGCAGGAGAUCACUAUUAAUAACGCCUUACCAAUGAGUGUUUCUCAAAGCAUGCUAACAUAAUGAGGCUGCUCGAAAGCACUGCCACUUUAUUUACCCUACAGUAUAUGUUUUGUACACUACAUGGAAAUACGUGGUCAAACCUGGGCCACAAUUAAAUUUGUAUCACACUGUAAUAAUCCAGUCCAACAAGCCAGUUGUUUUUCUCAUUGUCUCAAUAAUAUUUAAUACAGUUUUUUUUUAAAUGCCAAGAUUUUAGUACUGAAGACUAGGCCAAUUGGCAUAAUAUGCUUAUCCCUCUCAAAAGGCGAUCGUGAAUGCUCAGUGUGUUUUGUAACUCUUGGAUAGUGGGAUAAAAUGGUGUGGGAGGGAGAAUAAAGCAGGACAUGCUUAAUUGUGCUACAGUAACAGAAAUAAAUUUUGUGUAUGCAUAAUUCUUUUGGUAUGUGUAAUUUCCCCCUUUGAACUCUAAACCAGUUCUCAAAACUUCAGGCACAGUAUUACUGUAUCCUCCAUUCCCCUCCAUGUCUUAAAUGCACAGAUUGAUCUGACCUGAAAAGGUUGCUUCUGUGAGUACUGUAGUAUGCAGGUGUAUUUAAACUCCAGUGUUGCCAACUCUCUUUAUUAUCAGUUUUGUGAUAUUUUGGUGUUUUUCUGGCUCCUGGAGCCAAGUGAUUAUGUGAGAAUCUCAACUUUCAUUUUUAAAAUAGUAAGAUUCUAACCUUUGUGACUGAAGA
Mauremys reevesii (Reeves's turtle) is the source of this 1799-nucleotide messenger RNA. RefSeq names its product retinal pigment epithelium-derived rhodopsin homolog (gene RRH). Bases 91 to 1125 code for a protein of 344 amino acids. The transcript has 7 exons. Gene Ontology annotation, biological process: G protein-coupled receptor signaling pathway; visual perception. Gene Ontology annotation, molecular function: G protein-coupled receptor activity. Gene Ontology annotation, cellular component: photoreceptor outer segment; membrane. The record is from RefSeq and is a predicted model, not a curated record. Lineage: Eukaryota; Metazoa; Chordata; Testudines; Geoemydidae.